Messenger RNA from Lycium barbarum (goji berry), 2117 nucleotides. Its product is annotated as GABA transporter 1-like. Gene Ontology annotation, cellular component: plasma membrane. NCBI's taxonomy places the organism in Eukaryota, Viridiplantae, Streptophyta, Magnoliopsida, Solanales, Solanaceae. The transcript is spliced from 7 exons. The record is from RefSeq and is a predicted model, not a curated record. Bases 125 to 1507 code for a protein of 460 amino acids.
CUAGCUCUUAAGUCUCUUGACAACUGACUUCCCACUUUUAAGGUAUUUAAACAUUAAUCUCAUGUCCAAGCUGAUACACUAACUCUCGAAUUUCACUCACACAAACUAGCACGAAUACUCAAAGAUGGCUGUAGUCAUCCCAGGAUCAUAUGCUGAAAAGUCCCCCAUAGAUGCUGAAAAUGGUGUCAACGAUAUUGGUCCGAAAGAGCUUGACGCCGGCGUCCUUUUCGUCCUAAAAUCCCAAGGGUCAUGGUUGCACUGUGGAUACCAUUUGACAACGGCGAUAGUGGCGCCGGCGCUGCUGAGUUUGCCGUUUACUUUCACGUUGUUAGGAUGGAUAGGGGGAAUGAUAUGCCUGAGCACAGCAGGGAUGGUUACUUUCUAUUCCUACAAUCUUUUGUGUUUAGUAUUAGAGCACCAUGCUCUGCUUGGAAAGCGCCAGCGUCGUUUCAGAGAUAUGGCUCAUGAUAUUUUAGGGCCAGGAUGGGGCCGGGAUUUCGUGGGUCCACUCCAACUAGGCAUAUGUUAUGGCGCAGUCAUUGCAACAGCUCUUCUUGGUGGGCAGAGUCUCAAGUUCAUUUACUUGUUGAGUGCACCAAACGGAAGCAUGCAGCUCUACCAAUUUAUCAUUAUGUUUGGAGGGCUAACACUGGUGAUGACACAACUUCCAUCCUUCCACUCCCUAAGGCAUAUUAAUCUUGUCUCCUUGAUUCUCUGUCUUGCUUAUUGUGCUUUCACAACCGCAGGAUCCAUAGACAUUGGAUAUUCCAAUAAAGCACCAAGAAGGGAUUAUUCUAUUACUGGAGUUGGUAUUAAUCGCAUAUUCGGAGUCUUUAAUGCUAUUUCUAUCAUUGCUACCACCUACGGAAAUGGAAUCAUUCCCGAAAUACAGGCCACAAUAGCACCUCCAACAACAGGGAAAAUGUUCAAGGGGCUAUUAUUGUGUUACAGUGUAGUGAUAUCAACAUUUUUCAGCGUUGCGAUUUCUGGAUAUUGGGCUUUUGGAAACCAAGCUCAAGCAUCAGUGCUCCAAAAUUUCAUGUCAGAUAGGACGCCUUUGCUGCCUAAAUGGUUCCUCUUGAUGACUUAUAUCUUCACAUUUGUCCAAGUAUCAGCUGUUAACUUAACAUACUCACAACCAAUAAAUGUAAUACUAGAAAGGAGAUUUGCAGAUCCAAAGAAAGGCGAAUUCUCAAUCCGCAAUGUGGUUCCCCGGUUAAUAACUCGGUCUCUAUCGGUGAUCAUUGCGACAACUUUGGCUGCCAUGCUACCAUUUUUUGGAGAUAUCAUGGCAUUGUUUGGUGCAUUUGGUUGCAUUCCUCUUGAUUUCAUUUUGCCAAUGGUCUUCUACAAUGUCACAUUCAAGCCUUCAAGAAAGAGCAUAAUUUUCUGGGGAAAUACCAUAAUUGCUGUAAUUUCUACCAUUUUGUCUUUGGUUGGGGCUGUAGCAUCAGUGCGGCAAAUUGUCAUUGACGCCAAGACAUAUCAUCUGUUUGCUAAUAUGUGAUGGGAGUUAGCAGUGUUAGCCAAAAUGUAAAGGGCUUCCACUAAAAGUUGAAGACCAAAAAAUGUAGUAUUAUUAAUGAUAGUGCGGAUAUGAAUACAUUGGAUGUCCAUUUAGUAUUUCUAUAUAUCCUUAUUUUAUACUACGAACCUUUUAAAAUGUACAUGUAUAGUCUACUUAGUUCUUGUGACUAUUAGGAUGAAAUUUAUAGGAAGAACCUUUUAGAAUUUGUACCUAUUAUGAAGGUGUCUCGAAGAACCUAUAAUUAAAUAAUUUUUUUGUCACAUUAAGAAAUCGCAUUACAGAUAGCCAAGGCAAUUAGUAAGCGAUCAGAACUUUCGAGUUAUAAUAAAAUUAGAAGCAAAUAAAAAUCCACAUUAACUUGUUAAAAUCACAUAGGAAGAACAAACAGUUUAAAAAAAAAAACAAAAGAAAAACAAGGCUGAACGGAAAACAAUGCAAGAGGAAAAAGAAAAUAAAGGAGUCUGGUACCAUACCCAGGGGCGGAUCCACCCUUUCGGGUUGGGGUGGCAUGGCACCCCCUCGAUUAAUAAUUUUUUUAUAUAUUUAUGUUGUAAUUUGCUUAAAUUAGGUUAAAUAUUUGAUCCUGCAG